Messenger RNA from Asterias rubens (European starfish), 1851 nucleotides. RefSeq lists its product as uncharacterized. The record is from RefSeq and is a predicted model, not a curated record. The coding region runs from base 718 to 1401 and encodes 227 amino acids. Gene Ontology annotation, molecular function: protein binding. Gene Ontology annotation, biological process: regulation of apoptotic process; signal transduction. Lineage: Eukaryota; Metazoa; Echinodermata; Asteroidea; Forcipulatida; Asteriidae. The transcript has 6 exons.
CGGACCCCAACCCAACACCCCAUCAUGGAGAUAUACAAAGUAAACCCUCUGUUGUGAAAAGUGCGCCCUCUGUAAUGUUGUCACCUGAGCCUUUGAUCGGCUUCAGAGAUAAUGUCCCUUGUUGGAUCGAUUGCCGAAGUGUCCUCGAACUGUCAGACAAGUUUCAUACAAAGACAAUAUGCAAAUCAAACACACGGUUGCCUUGGAUCUGAAGCACCCCAAGGGGUAGAAUUACAAGGAUAUAGACGGCUCAUCACUUAGCGAUCGGCAUACGGCACAGAUGGAGGGUUCCGGAAAGACGUUGGACGGCAGGGCUGGAACGGCUCUGUUCAGAUAGGCCCACCACUUAGACCAGGGAUAUUUUGAUUAAUCAUCCAACGUCAUCAUUACGUCACAUGCUUUUAAACUGAUGCUGCAAAGUUUUGUGACUUGACAACAGCCUUUAACCGUCGUUGAGAAACGGUGUUCAAGAACCACGUAAUCGCGUUAUACAUCUAAGUAUAAGCACAGGGAGAUUAUACGUGCUUCGGAAUUAGGAUUUUUUUAUUUGUUACAAAUCUUCACUUAUACAAGUGGUUCUUUUUAAACCGGCACCUUUUAUCCGAAUCUUCAUUUCGCACACACUCAACGAGCUUAACAACUGAAACUGCAAAAAUACCUAUUGCAAAAACAUCUUCUGUCAUAUCAUACGGUCGUCUUGAAGUGGUUGAAAUCACCAUGAGCGAAACGCCAAUGGAAGUCGAUCCCUCUGAAGAUUUCGAAAAGAAGAAGAGGGAAAAAGAGGUUGAAGAAUGCCGGCAACUCUUACAAUCCCACCGGGUGUCACUGGUCAGCCAGGUCAUGUCCUUGGACAUGCUGCUACAUCUCAAGGAACACGUGGUCGUGGACGUCGAUAAAGCUAAAGACAUCCGGCGUAAAGGUCGUGGGGUCAACAAGGACAUCAACGAAGCUAUUCUUGCCGAGUUGCUGACGAGAGGUGUCCGGGAGUUUGAGGUCUACAAGAACGGUUUGAGGAAGUUCGAUCUGAACUUGCUGGCUGACUUGUUGGAGCAAAAACAUUUUACAAAGAUGAUGCAUGUCUUGGAACCCGUCUCCAAGAAGUUAGGCCACCACUGGAAGCAUCUAUCAGAUGAGUUAGGUAUGCCUGGUGUCAUCCCUAAGAUAGAAUCCAAGUAUGCCAGGGUCCGAGAACAAGCUCUCUACUUCCUCCUUAUGUGGGAGGAGACUUCGGGCAUUGGUGCGACGAUCAACCGUCUUGUCGAAGGCCUGGAUAGGUGUGGCAUGAAGCAAAUUGUCCUUUACGUGAGGAAAGUAAUUCAAGGAAAGAGUGUAAAGAAGAAAGGAAAGAAGAAGAAGAAAGGUUCAGGGAAAAGUCGCACAUCAACAGGCACCAGGAGGUAACAUCAACCCCGCUUCAGUGGAAUGAAGCUAAACAUUAGAUUUGUUUUAUAAACAAUGGAGGAACGCACACUUUGUCAAAAUGUUGUCAGGCAAACGGUCUGUGCAUGGAGGUAGAACCUCCAUCGUCUGUGCGGACUUAGAAUGCCGUGUGCCGUUGUGGCAGAAGAUUCUGUGGUUAUUGACAAAUACAUGUUUUAUCCCCCAAAUUUGAAUCUGAGAAGACUCGAUUUCAGCAGACGAUCUCAAAAAUGUGAACACCUUUUGAAAUGUCACAAGUUAGUUUUAUUGUAUAUAUCUAUAUUUAUGAAUUAAACCAUUCGAACGGUUCCAAAAUCCAAAGGAUACUUCCCCUUUAAACAUAAACUUAAAAGUAACCUGAAAAUUAAAGGCAGUGGACACUAUUGGUAUUUACUCAAAAUAAUUAUUAACGUAAAACCUAGCUUGGUGACG